UCUUCAUCUUCUUCUUCUCUCUCUCUCUCAUUCUUUGGCUGUGUAACUCUCAGAAAUUGGGGAAAAUGAAUUUCAAGAACGUGAAGAUUCCAAAUGUUCCGGGUGGUGGUGCGGCUUCUGCUUUGAUCAAGUUUGGAGCAAUUGCUGGGCUUGGCAUAUACGGAGCUGCUAACAGUCUCUACAAUGUUGAUGGAGGAAAUCGAGCUAUUGUCUUCAACCGUAUUAUUGGCGUCAAAGAUAAGGUUUAUCCUGAAGGAACGCACCUGAUGAUCCCGUGGUUUGAAAGACCAAUCAUAUAUGAUGUUCGUGCACGACCCCAUCUGGUGGAGAGCACUUCGGGUAGUCGUGAUCUCCAGAUGGUAAAAAUUGGUCUUCGAGUUCUUACUCGUCCUGUACCAGACCAAUUACCUACAAUUUAUCGGACUCUUGGUGAGAACUAUAAUGAAAGAGUCCUGCCUUCAAUUAUUCAUGAGACUUUGAAAGCUGUGGUUGCACAGUACAAUGCAAGCCAGCUCAUUACUCAGAGAGAGAAUGUUAGUAGGGAAAUACGGAAAAUACUGACAGAAAGGGCAGCCAACUUCAACAUUGCGCUCGAUGAUGUGUCCAUUACUAGCCUGACUUUUGGGAAGGAGUUUACAGCUGCAAUUGAAGCUAAGCAGGUGGCUGCACAAGAAGCUGAGAGGGCCAAGUUUGUUGUGGAAAAGGCUGAGCAAGACAAGCGAAGCGCUGUAAUCAGGGCACAGGGUGAGGCUAAGAGUGCCCAGCUGAUCGGCCAAGCUAUUGCCAACAACCCAGCAUUUAUCACACUCAGGAAAAUUGAAGCAGCGAGAGAAAUUGCACACACAAUCUCAAAAGCAGCCAACAAGGUGUUCUUGAGUUCAGAUGAUCUGCUGCUAAAACUUCAGGAUAUGGAUUUAACAGGCACCGGUGUGAAGAAAUAAACACCUAAAGCCUAAACUUUUGUUACUUUCCCGUUCAGUCUUGCUUCCUACUUUUGUUAAGAUGCGGGAAUAUCUCAUCAAAGUCCGCACACUGACAUGUGAAAUGGUAUUCUGUUUCUGGACCCUAUCACAGUAGGAAAUUUACUUAGCUCGAGAUAUAACUAUCCAUUGGGAAUUAAUCUCCUCUUGAAGUCUUGAAAUUGUUGAUUGAAAUCUACAAUCAUUUUGACAUAUUCUAUGCUAUCCUUGAGUUUUUUUUUUCACUUGAAUACUCGCAGUGUGUUACUGGAUGAGAAACUAGUUUUGCCGUUUAUGAUUAUUUGGAUGAGG
Molecule: messenger RNA, 1271 nt
Organism: Ilex paraguariensis (yerba mate)
Lineage: Eukaryota; Viridiplantae; Streptophyta; Magnoliopsida; Aquifoliales; Aquifoliaceae
Source: the annotation of a GenBank genome assembly